AUGGGAACUAGACAGGGGUGCCGAAUAGCGCCUCUUCUAUUCAUCAUCUUCAUGGAAAUGGUGAUCAGAGAAGCCAACCUGGAUAUCAGCUUGAGCAUGCCUUGUGAGAGCGAGGGCAGUACGGAAUCCGUGGACCUCUCAUGUCUCCUGUUCGCGGACGACAUCGUUUUAUUGGCGGAUGAUGAUUCUAUUCUUCAGCGUAACUUGGAUAAGCUUUCGGCAGCUUUGACUAGGUUUGGCAUGGAAGUGUCCUUACCUAAGACGAAAUGCAUGAUCUUAUCUGAGGGAUUGGGUGAUUCCAAUCUGCGUUUGAAGAUAGGUGACUCUAACGUCGAAGAAGUAGAUAAGUUCGUCUACUUAG
Molecule: messenger RNA, 361 nt
Organism: Perkinsus marinus ATCC 50983
Lineage: Eukaryota; Perkinsozoa; Perkinsida; Perkinsidae
Exons: 1
Source: RefSeq, a predicted model, not a curated record